Messenger RNA from Peronospora farinosa, 336 nucleotides. The record is from the annotation of a GenBank genome assembly. NCBI's taxonomy places the organism in Eukaryota, Oomycota, Peronosporomycetes, Peronosporales, Peronosporaceae.
AUGGCGGCUCGUGUGGGUGCAAGUUCUCGUCACAGCACCAAAAAAUGGUUGGCGUCUUUCUUUGGGGACGCUGGGCACUCGUCAUCGUCAAAGUCGGUUGUUAAGGAGCGUUUACAAAUUAUCUUGGCGCAUCAACGGGGUAGCCAAGUGCUAACGGGUGUGGAUCUAGCGGCACUACAGCAGGAGCUACUCGAGUGCGUACAGCGCCACAUCAAAGUUGCCAGUGGGGCCAAUAUUAACAUUGCAGUGAAAAACGAAGGCCAGAUGGAUAUUUUUGAGAUGCAAGUGCCAGUUGACGGAGACCAUAUGGCUGAAAAGAGGAAACCAACGUGGUAA